Molecule: messenger RNA, 897 nt
Organism: Micromonas pusilla CCMP1545
Lineage: Eukaryota; Viridiplantae; Chlorophyta; Mamiellophyceae; Mamiellales; Mamiellaceae
Exons: 1
Coding region: 1-897 (298 amino acids)
Source: RefSeq, a predicted model, not a curated record
AUGGUGGCGUGGGUGAACAUGCGGAUCGACGCGGGCGGGCUGCGCGUCGCGCAGACGUCCGCGUCGAGGAAAGUCUUGCGAGCGCUCGCGCGGCGCGGCGACGAGGCCGAGCGCGAGGACGCCGCGAGAUCAUCGUCGUCGCUCUCGGAGGCGUGCGAGCGUUUCGAGGACGCGGACGACGUCCCCUUCCGCCUUCUGCGUCGCGCGUGCGAGGCGUCUCGAGCCGAGAAGAUGAAGAAGAUGAAGAAGAAGAAGGACGACGACGACGACGACGACGACGACGACGACGGUCCGUACCUUCAGGACGUGAUGCUCGGCUCGAAGCUCGUCUUGACCGCGCCGAGGCUGCCGCCCGUGGAUCCAGAGCACGCCGCGCGGAUGGCGAAGCUCCGCGAGGAGGUGGACGAGCGCAGGCGGCGCGCGAUGCGGCUCCGGGAGAGCGCGGAGGAGGGCGACGCGGAGGGCGACGCGGAGGGCGACGCGGGGACGAGCGGCGUGUCGAUGCUGGCGAAGGAUCUCGGGUUCGGCGCGCACGUGCUGACCGUCGUCGUCGCGUCCGGCGUCGCGGGCGUCCUCGCCGGUGCGUCUCGGCGCGUCCGAGAAGAAACGUUUUUUUUUUUCCAACGCGACGCCGCGCCGACGCCGCGACUUCCCCUCCCGCGCAGGCAAAUCGAUGGCCCCGGACAGCGUCACGACGCACAUCGUGAUCGGGGCGAUGGCCGCGUUCGUCGCGCUGGUCGUGGAAGCCCUCCUUUUCAUCCUCCGCGACGCGAAGACGUAGGCGCGGCGCGGAGAGAGACGCGCGAGAAGACUUUCGACGACGAAACUCGAGACGACUGGAACAGAAUCAGGUGCGUUCUAUACACUGGUUCCCAUACGACCGCGUUCGCGUGGUGA